UGACGUCAUCGAUGGAGGGCGUGACGUCAUAGAGGUAAACAAAAUCGCCACAGAAGAAAAGUCACGGGGAGAUUUGUCACACCCAUCGUUACCUCUUCCUCCUGCCACCAGUUCGAGCCCCGCCGCCUGCCCCCACACCACCAAGAUGUCUAUUGCCAACAUGGAGAAGCACCUCUUCAACCUCAAGUUCGCCGCCAAGGACCUUGAGCGGCAGUCCAAGAAGAGCGAGAAGGAGGAGAAGGCGGAGAAGGUGAAGCUAAAGAAGGCCAUCGCUAAGGGCAACAUGGAUGGCGCCCGUAUCCACGCCGAGAACUCCAUCCGCAACAAGAGCCAGGCCUUGAACUACCUCCGGAUGGCAGCGCGGGUGGAUGCCGUGGCCUCCAGGGUGCAAACGGCCGUCACGCAGCGCAAGGUGACCCAGAGCAUGGCGGGCGUGGUCAAGAACCUGGACGCUGCCAUGAAGAGCAUGAACCUGGAGAAGAUCUCGGCGCUCAUGGACAAAUUCGAACACCAGUUUGAGGACCUGGACGUGCAGAGUUCCUACAUGGACACCGCCAUGGGCCAGACGGUCACCACGGCCAUCCCCCAGGACGCGGUGAACGGCCUCAUGACACAGGUCGCGGAUGAGGCCGGGCUGGAGCUGAACAUGGAGUUGCCGCAGGGAGGCACCACGACCGUCGGGGUGAGCGCCACACAGGCCAGCCAGGACCAGGACGAACUGACGCAGCGACUCGCAAAACUCCGCAACGCAUGAUUGGCCCGGACUUGUUGACACCCGCCCUGCCCCACCCGGCCUUGCCUUGCCCCAGUCUGUCCCCGCCUCCUCCUCCUUCCCUCCCAGUUCACUCGGGUCGCCUUCCUUACUGUCGUUGCUGUCGCUGGUGUUACUGGUGUUGUUGUUUUCAAUGUAACUACUACUACUACUACUACUACGAUUCUACUGCUGUGAAUGAUUCUACUUCUAUUGUUACUACUGCUACAUCUACUGCUACUUCUAUUGUUUUUGUUGUUUACGAUUAUGCAAAUGUAUGUGUAGUUAAGGAGAGAGAGAGAGAGAGAGAGAGAGAGAGAGAGAGAGAGAGAGAGAGAGAGAGAGAGAAUGUUAGCUAGCACUGCGUUAUCUGAGCCUAGCACCGAGGGCCUUGCCAGCAGCUUGGGGGCUUGGUGCUGUGUCCGCCCACACCUGUAUGAACUUUUAGUGGACUUUAAGUUAGUGGAGGAGGAACUACAUUUAUCGGAAGCUAAUUGGUCCUCUAACAGUUUCUUAAGUUAGCGAAAACUAGCUCAGUUAAGGAAAAGUUAUGUCACUAAUUAUUGGUUAGCGGAAUCAUGCCGACCACUGGGCAUAAGUAGCUGCUUGGGGUGCCUGCUGGAGAGGUCUGAGUCUGGGUCUGGGGGCAAGGUUAGCACUGUUGAUGUUUUGGUGUUAAGUGUGGCAAUGGUUGAUGUUGCUGUGUGUAUGUGUGUUUAAGGGAGAGAGAGCGAGAGUGUGUGUGCUUGUUUAAGAGAGCGAGAGAGUGCGUGGUUAUGUGUUGGGGAGAGGGCGAGAGAGAGAGAGUAUAUGUUCAUGUCUAAGAGAGAGAGGGAGGGAGACAAAAAGCUCUAUAUUCUCACAGACUUCCAGCGUUUAUUACUCUCACUACCAUCGUUUAUAUAUUAUCUUUAUCCAGGAGUCUAUGUAGGAUUAGUAUAAGCGCCGCGAAGGGGUUGUAUGUAGGUGGUAGCUGGACCUCCUUGCCUCGCUCCACCGCCACCCUUGUCCGUCAAUAUAUCUACACAUAUGUACUAUAAGAAGAUGAAGAUUUUUAGACCAAUAACAUGCGAAUAAAUUAUUAGUUUGUA
This is a messenger RNA of Eriocheir sinensis (Chinese mitten crab), 1842 nucleotides long. It is a transcript of the gene Chmp1, whose product is annotated as charged multivesicular body protein 1b-like. The record is from RefSeq and is a predicted model, not a curated record. The transcript is spliced from 4 exons. NCBI's taxonomy places the organism in Eukaryota, Metazoa, Arthropoda, Malacostraca, Decapoda, Varunidae. Bases 146 to 754 code for a protein of 202 amino acids. Gene Ontology annotation, biological process: endosome transport via multivesicular body sorting pathway; protein transport; late endosome to vacuole transport. Gene Ontology annotation, cellular component: ESCRT III complex; multivesicular body.